Molecule: messenger RNA, 3275 nt
Organism: Capra hircus (goat)
Lineage: Eukaryota; Metazoa; Chordata; Mammalia; Artiodactyla; Bovidae
Gene: MOV10
Product: Mov10 RISC complex RNA helicase
Exons: 21
Coding region: 156-3167 (1003 amino acids)
Molecular function (GO): 5'-3' RNA helicase activity; RNA binding
Source: RefSeq, a predicted model, not a curated record
GGGCCCUGAGGGAGGGGUCAGACUCCUUAGCAAAGAGUUAAUAGGAAGAGGGGGAGGGGAUAGGACGAAGAGACCGAAGGGAAGGCUCAGCCGCGGCGGCGACUUUCAGUUUCAUUUCUACGAACCCUCCUGCCUGGGCCGCAGUCGCCGCCGCGAUGCCCAGUAAGUUCAGCUGCCGGCAGCUCCGGGAGACGGGCCAGAGAUUCGAGAAUUUCCUGGUCGAUCGGGGACAGGACAGGGAGACAGAUCGCGAGCGGCUGAGGACCAUUUAUAACCAGGACUUCAAGACCAGCUUUGGGACCCCUGCCCCUGGCUUCUCCUCCAUGCUGUAUGGAAUGAAGAUUGCCAAUCUGGCCUACGUCACCAAGACCCGAGUCAGGUUCUUCGGGCUCGACCGCUGGGCCGACGUGUGGUUCCCAGAAAAGAGGAGAAUGAAGCCGGGGUUGGAAAUGAGCAAACACCACAGGUCACUGCUAGCCACUAUCUUUCAUGACAGGGCUGAGUAUAUGCAUGGGAAACAUGGGGUGAAUGUGGAAGUCCAGGGGCCCCACGAAGCCCGAGAUGGACAGCUCCUUAUCCGCCUGGAUCUGAACCGCAAGGAGGUGCUGACCCUCAGGCUUCGGAAUGGAGGAACCCAGCCUGUCACCCUCACCCACCUCUUCCCAUUCUGCCGGACCCCCCAGUUUUCCUUCUGCAAUGGAGACCGGGAGCUGCCCUGCCUCCUGGGCCCAGGUGAAUGCUAUGAGCUCCAUGUUCACUGCAAGACCAGCUUUGUGGGCUACUUCCCAGCCACAGUGCUCUGGGAGCUGCUGGGCCCUGGAGAGCCAGGCUCAGAAGGAGCUGGCACUUUCUACAUCGCCCGCUUCUUAGCCGCCGUGGCCCACAGUCCCCUGGCAGCACAGCUGAAACCCACAACUCCCUUCAAGCGGACCCAGGUCGCUCGCAACCCUGUGGUGACCAGCCGGAUAGAGGAAGGAGAGAGACCCGACCGUGCUAAGAACUAUGACCUGGAGUUCAGUUUGCCACUGGGAACAUACUACCCACCCCUCCGCCUCAGACAGCUGCUCCCCAUCCUUCUUCGGGGAACAAGUAUUUUCACUGCCCCGAAGGAGAUUGCUGAGAUCAAGGCCCAGCUUCAGACAGCCCUGAAGUGGAGGAACUAUGAGGUGAAGCUCCGGCUGCUGCUACACCUGGAGGAGCUGCAGAUGGAGCACGACAUCCGGCACUAUGACCUGGAGUCAGUGCCCAUGACCUGGGACCCCAUAGACCGGAACCCCCGUCUGCUCACCUUGGAGGUUCCUGGGGUAGCUGAGAGCCGCCCCUCAGUGCUGCGGGGUGACCACCUAUUUGCCCUUUUGUCCUCUGAGACAUAUCACGAGGACGCUGUCACCUACAAGGGCUUUGUGCACAAGGUGGAAUUGGACCGGGUCAAGCUGAGUUUUUCCACCAGCCUCCUGAGCCGCUUUGUGGAUGGGAUGACUUUCAAGGUGAACUUCACUUUCAACCGCCAGCCCCUGCGGGUGCAGCACCGUGCCCUGGAGCUGACGGGGCGCUGGCCACUUGGGCCCAUGCUCUUCCCUGUGGCCUCUCGUGGAGUCCCGCUGCUGCCCUCGGAUGUGAAGCUCAAGCUGUACGACCGGAGUCUGGAGUCAAACCCGGAGCAGCUGCAGGCCAUGAAGCACAUCGUUAUGGGCACCACCCGCCCCGCCCCCUACAUCAUCUUUGGGCCUCCGGGGACGGGCAAGACUGUCACCCUAGUGGAAGCCAUCAAGCAGGUGGUGAAGCACUUGCCCAAAGCCCACAUCCUGGCCUGCGCUCCAUCCAACUCAGGGGCUGACCUCCUCUGUCAGCGCCUCCGGGUCCACCUACCCAGCUCCAUCUACCGCCUCCUGGCCCCCAGCAGGGAUAUCCACCUGGUCCCUGAGGACAUCAAGCCCUGUUGUAACUGGGAUGCAAAGAACGGCGAUUUUGUAUUUCCUUCCAAGAAGAAGCUGCAGGAAUAUCGUGUCUUGAUCACCACGCUCAUCACUGCCAGCAGGUUGGUCUCGGCCCAGUUUCCCAUCGAUCACUUCACACACAUCUUCAUCGACGAGGCUGGCCAUGCCAUGGAGCCAGAGAGCCUGGUGGCCAUAGCAGGGUUGAUGGAAGUCAAAGAAACAGACAACCCAGGAGGGCAGCUGGUGCUGGCAGGGGACCCUCGGCAGCUGGGGCCUGUGCUUCGCUGCCCGCUGGCCCAGAAGCACGGGCUGGGGUACUCACUGCUGGAGCGGCUGCUCACCUUCAAUGGCCUAUACAAGAAGGGCCCGGAUGGCUAUAACCCCCAGUUCAUAACCAAGCUACUGCGCAACUACAGGUCUCACCCCACCAUCCUGGACGUUCCUAACCGGCUGUAUUACGAUGGGGAGCUGCAGGCCUGUGCGGAUGUCGUUGACCGAGAGCGCUUCUGCCGCUGGGAGGGUCUGCCUCGACAGGAUUUUCCAAUCAUUUUUCACGGUGUAAUGGGCAAGGAUGAGCGUGAGGGCAACAGCCCGUCCUUCUUCAACCCAGAAGAGGCUGCCACAGUGACUUCCUACCUGAAGCAGCUCCUGGCCCCCUCCUCCAAGAAGGGCAAAGCCCGUCUGAGCCCCCGAAAUGUGGGCGUCAUCUCCCCAUACCGGAAGCAGGUGGAAAAAAUCCGUUAUUGCAUCACCAAACUUGACAAGCAGCUUCGGGGACUAGACGACAUCAAGGACUUGAAGGUGGGCUCUGUGGAAGAGUUUCAAGGCCAGGAACGCAGCGUCAUCCUCAUCUCCACCGUUCGGAGCAGCCAGAGCUUUGUGCAGCUGGAUCUGGACUUUAACCUGGGUUUCCUCAAGAACCCCAAGAGGUUCAAUGUGGCAGUGACUCGGGCCAAGGCUUUGCUCAUCGUGGUGGGCAACCCGCUCCUGCUGGGCCACGACCCCGACUGGAAAGUAUUCCUGGAGUUCUGUAAAGAAAACGGGGGGUAUACUGGGUGCCCCUUCCCUGCCAAACUGGACCUGCAGCAGGGGCAGAACUUACUCCAAGGUCUGAGCAAACUCAGCCCCUCUACCUCAGGACCCAAAAAUCACGACUACCUCCCCCAGGAGCGGGAGGGUGAAGGGGGCCUGUCCCUGCAAGUGGAGCCGGAGUGGAGAAAUGAGCUCUGAGGACCGCCCACCUGACCCCCGUCCCCUGCUGCUCACAACAGGCUGCUAACAAUUGGGAGAAGGGGGAGGAAGUUUCAGUGAAAAAAAAAAAAAUGUUAUUCUUUGCCA